CCCCCCCCCCCGUCGGUAGCGGCUCCGGCGGGCGCCGCCGCGGCCAUGGACUGAGCGGCACCAUGGGCACCAAGGAGUCCCGCAUCGGCUUCCUCGGCUACGACGAGGCCCUGCGGAGGGUUACAGACAUAGAACUGAAGCGGCUCAAAGAUGCUUUCAAGAGAACUUGUGGCCUCUCCUAUUAUAUGACCCAGCAGUGCUUCAUCAGGGAAGUUCUCGGUGAUGGGGUCCCUCCCAAAGUUGCUGAGGUUAUCUACUGUUCAUUUGGAGGAAUAUCCAAAGGGCUGCACUUCAAUAACUUGAUAGUUGGAUUAGUUCUACUUACAAGAGGCAGAGAGGAGGAGAAAACAAAAUAUAUUUUCAGCCUCUUCUCUAAUGAAUCUGGGAGUUAUGUUGUCCGUGAAGAGAUGGAGAAGAUGCUGCAUGUGGUUGAUGGGAAGGUCCCAGAGUCACUCAAGAAAUGCUUCUCUGAGGGUGAGAAGGUGAACUAUGAGAAGUUCAGGGUUUGGCUGCUGCACAACAAAGACGCUUUCACCUUCUCGCGGUGGCUGCUCUCGGGAGGGGUGUAUGUGACCCUCACUGAUGACAGUGACACCCCAACCUUCUACCAGACCCUGGCUGGGGUCACACACUUGGAAGAAUCGGACAUCAUCGACCUGGAAAAGCGAUACUGGCUGCUAAAAGCUCAAUCGAGAACUGGACGCUUUGAUUUGGAAACGUUUGCCCCCUUAGUGUCCCCUCCAAUCCAUCCAUCCCUGAGUGAAGGUUUGUUUAAUGCUUUUGAUGAAAACCGAGACAAUCACAUAGAUUUUAAAGAAAUUUCCUGUGGGCUCUCAGCAUGUUGCAGGGGACCCUUGGCAGAGAGACAGAAGUUUUGCUUCAAGGUGUUUGACGUGGACCGGGAUGGGGUCUUGUCUCGCACCGAGCUCAAGGACAUGGUGGUGGCUCUCUUAGAGGUCUGGAAGGACAACAGGACGGACAAAAUACCUGAGUUGGACAUGAGUUUGUCUGAAAUCGUAGAAGAUAUUUUGCAUAUGCAUGAUAACACAAAGCUCGGACAUCUCACUCUGGAGGACUACCAGAUCUGGAGUGUGAAGAGUGCUCUUGCCAAUGAAUUUUUAAAUCUGCUUUUUCAGGUGUGUCACAUAGUUUUGGGACUGCGACCUGCCACCCCAGAGGAGGAAGGACAGAUUAUUAGAGGCUGGUUGGAAAGAGAGAGCAGGUAUGGCCUCCAGCCAGGGCACAACUGGUUCCUCAUUGCUAUGCCCUGGUGGCACCAGUGGAAAGAAUAUGUCAAAUAUGAUGCAAACCCUGUUGUGAUAGAGCCUUCAUCUGUCUUGAGUGGAGGUAAGAAUUCCCUCGUAGCUGCUGCAGCCAAUACCCCAGAACAGGGAGAAGACAAAAUGGGAGGUCUUAAUGACUUCAGUGCACCAGAAGAAAAGUUUUCAGAUAAUAUUUCCACUGCCUCAGAAGCCUCAGAGUCCACCAGCAGCAACACUCUGUACCCUGGCACCCCAGGCUCUGAGGUGUGCUUUGCAAGGCAGCACAACACUUCAGACAAUAACAACCAGUGUUUCCUUGGAUCCAAUGGGAAUGCUCUGCUCCAGCUGAAUCCCCAGAAACCGGGAGCUAUUGAUAACCAGCCCUUGGUGACCCAGGAGCCAGUGAAGGCUGCAUCAUUAACAAUGGAGGGUGGAAGGUUAAAGAGAUCUCCACAGCUGGUGGAAGGAAAGGACUAUGUCAUGGUGCCAGAACCAGUUUGGAGAGCACUUUACCACUGGUAUGGAGCAAACCUGUCCUUGCCCAGGCCGGUGAUCAAGAACAGCAAGACGAACGUGCCCGAGCUGGAGCUGUUCCCUCGGUACCUGCUGUUCCUGCGGCAGCAGCCGGCCACGCGCACCCAGCAGUCCAACGUCUGGGUCAAUAUGGGUAUGAUGAGCCUCAGAAUGUUCCCUCAGCAUUUGCCCAGAGGGAAUGUCCCUUCCCCAAAUGCCCCUUUAAAAAGGGUGCUGGCUUACACUGGCUGCUUCAGUCGGAUGCAAACCAUCAAAGAGAUCCACGAGUAUCUGUCCCAGAGGUUACGGAUCAAGGAGGAGGACAUGCGCCUCUGGCUCUACAACAGUGAGAACUAUCUCACUUUGCUGGAUGAUGAAGAUCACAGACUGGAAUAUCUUAAAAUCCAAGAUGAGCAGCAUUUAGUAAUAGAAGUUCGAAACAAAGACAUGAGCUGGCCAGAAGAGAUGUCUUUUAUAGCAAACAGCAGUAAAAUAGACAGACACAAAGUUCCUACUGAGAAGGGUGCUACAGGCCUGAGCAAUCUGGGGAACACGUGCUUCAUGAACUCCAGCAUCCAGUGUGUCAGCAACACCCAGCCCCUGACACGCUACUUCAUCUCAGGAAGGCAUCUCUAUGAGCUGAACAGGACAAAUCCCAUAGGAAUGAAAGGACACAUGGCCAAGUGCUAUGGGGAUUUGGUUCAGGAGCUGUGGAGUGGCACCCAGAAGAACAUAGCCCCCUUAAAGCUGCGGUGGACAAUAGCAAAAUAUGCUCCAAGAUUUAAUGGCUUUCAACAGCAAGACUCACAGGAGCUUCUUGCUUUUCUUCUGGAUGGGCUUCAUGAGGAUUUGAACAGAGUUCAUGAUAAGCCAUAUGUGGAACUGAAGGACAGUGAUGGUCGGCCAGACUGGGAAGUAGCAGCAGAGGCCUGGGAAAACCAUCUGAGAAGAAACAGAUCCAUUGUUGUAGAUUUAUUUCAUGGGCAGCUGAAGUCACAAGUGAAAUGUAAAACUUGUGGGCAUAUAAGUGUUAGGUUUGACCCUUUUAAUUUUUUAUCCUUGCCCUUGCCGAUGGACAGCUACAUGCACCUAGAAAUUACAGUAAUUAAAUUAGAUGGUACCACUCCUGUUCGAUACGGGCUGAGGUUGAACAUGGAUGAGAAGUACACAGGCUUGAAAAAACAGCUGAGUGAACUCUGUGGCCUCAAACCAGAGCAGAUUCUGCUUGCAGAGGUGCACAGCUCCAAUAUAAAGAAGAACAGAACACGGUUGGAGUCCCAGAUGAAGGUAUCCAAGUGCCUGACCAGCCUUCCCUCUCUCCUGAAGAACUUCCCUCAGGACAACCAGAAGGUCCGGCUGUCCGUGAGCGGCUUCCUGUGCGCGUUUGAGAUCCCCAUCCCAGGCUCCCCCACGUCAGCAUCCAGCCCUGUGCAGACAGACAUCUCAACUGGAGCUCCCACCAUCCUGAUGAACGGGGAUGUUCCCAAGCCAAGCCUCAUUCCCAACGGGAUGCCAAACACUGUGGUGCCAUGUGGGACCGAGCGCAGCCCGCCCAGCUGGACCCUCAACGGCCACGUGCCCUCGCUGUGUGACAGCCCCUGCACAGGGUACAUCAUUGCAGUGCACAGGAAAAUGAUGAGGACAGAGUUGUAUUUCCUCUCAUCUCAGAAGAAUCGGCCCAGUCUCUUUGGAAUGCCAUUAAUUGUUCCCUGCACAGUUCACACACGGAAAAGAGACCUCUAUGAUGCUGUGUGGAUCCAGGUUUCCAGGCUGGCCAGCCCCCUCCCUCCUCAGGAAGCCAGUAACCAUGCACAGGACUGUGAUGACAGCAUGGGGUACCAGUACCCCUUCACCCUCAGGGUAGUUCAGAAGGAUGGAAAUUCUUGUGCUUGGUGUCCAUGGUACAGAUUCUGCCGGGGCUGUAAGAUUGAGUGCACAGAGGACAGGGCUUGUGUGGGCAAUGCCUACAUCGCCGUAGACUGGGACCCCACCGCGCUCCACCUGCGCUACCAAACCUCGCAGGAACGGAUCGUGGAAGAACAUGAAAGUGUUGAACAAAGCCGCCGAGCCCAAGCAGAGCCCAUCAACCUGGACAGUUGUCUGAGAGCCUUCACCAGUGAGGAGGAACUGGGGGAGGAUGAGAUGUACUACUGCUCCAAGUGCAAGACCCACUGUUUGGCCACCAAAAAACUGGAUCUUUGGAGACUUCCCCCUAUUUUGAUCAUUCACCUGAAAAGAUUUCAGUUUGUCAACGGCCGCUGGAUAAAAUCCCAGAAAAUCGUUAAAUUUCCCAGAGAAAAUUUUGACCCAAGUGCCUUUUUGGUACAAAGGGAUCCGAGUCAUUUCCAAAGGAAGCAGCUCACCCUGCAGGUUGACAGCCUUCCUGAACCACGGGCCGGCCAAGGGGACACCAGGAAAACAGAUGUGCAGAUCAGUGGCACACCAGGAGAAGGGGACACACUGAACAGGAGUCCCUCCUCCCUAAACACUACUGUCCUCAAUAAUGUCAAAGCAUCUCCAUCCUUGGGGAGGAAAAGUGGAACCAGCUGCCCUUCAAGUAAAAACAGCAGCCCCAACAGCAGCCCAAGGACUUUGGGGAGAGGUAAAGGGCGCCUGCGGCUGCCCCAGCUGGGGAAAAACAAACUGUCCAGCAGCAAGGAAAAUCUGGCUGCAAACAGAGAGAAUGGUGCUGAGCACGAGCAGGGGGAUGCUCUGACUAAAGGACAGGCUUUGGGGGGCAGCCAGGGCGAGCUGUACCCCGGGCAGGACAGCGAGGGGGCUCUGGCCAACGGGUACCUGUGGGAGCAGAGCUCGCUCGGCAACGGGCAGGGGGACAACCACAGCGAGGACGACACCGCCGACGACCAAAGAGACGACGUCUGGGUCAACCCCAUCUACAACCUAUAUGCAAUCUCGUGCCAUUCAGGAAUUAUGGGAGGGGGUCAUUAUGUCACUUAUGCCAAAAACCCAAACAACAAGUGGUACUGCUACAAUGACAGCAGCUGCAAGGAGUUGCACCCGGAUGAGAUCGACACGGAUUCUGCCUACAUUCUGUUCUACGAGCAGCAGGGGGUGGACUAUGCCCAGUUCCUGCCCAAGAUCGAUGGCAAGAAGAUGGCAGACACGAGCAGCAUGGACGAGGACUUCGAGUCCGACUACAAGAAGUACUGUGUGCUGCAGUGAGCCUGGGCUGCCAUGGACUGAGGGAGAAACCCUGGGGUGUGCCCUUGGGGAAGGUGGGACUGAGACCCAUAAGAGCUUGUGGUUGUGGUUGUCCCCUGUGAGCUGAAAGCACAAGAAGAACCCCCUGGUUAAGCAGUUAAUACCCAGUAGUAUCGUUUUGUUCUGUUUUCUCACUACAUGCUCGAAACGUUUCUGAUGUUGGACAUCUGAGACUGCCACUGGCCUUUAAAUCCAAUGGUUUGAGAAAAGCUGACUAGGACCAAAUAAGAGCUAAAUUAAACAUCCAAAAAAGAGCUAAACAGAGUAGUGUAGAGUUCACCAACUGUUCUAACACCCCCCUGAGGCUCUUGUUAGGUUUAAGGUAAUGGGGAAAAACAAUUUGUAGUGUUGUCUUUGGACAACAUGAUAUUGCUACCUCCUUUUUCCUGCAGUUUUAUUGCAUUUUAUUGGCAAAACAGGGAAGGCAAGAGAAGGAAAAGUGCACAAAUGGAAACAAUUAUUGUCAUGGGGAAGAGAAGUUUCCAGUUUUGCCACCACUAAUGUGUGUCAGUUGCUUUCUUUCUGUAUGUUGGGAGCACAACCAAAUCAUCAUUUGAGAAGAGAUUAAUUUCUACACUUGAAUGGUUUAUUAUACUUGUGUUUUCUCCACGUGUUGGCUGUGCAGAUCAACAUGUUUCAGGAAUGGCUUUUCUGCCUGAAGAGUGCUGGCUCAAACUUUUUUGAGCUGCCUCAAGAAGAAACUUCAGGUUGGAGAGAGUAGUUGUGAUUACACUCACGGUGUCUUAAAACGUGCACAUUGCACAAAACGUUCCCAGCUUUUGGAAGGAGAGAUGCUUGAGCUUAUGUUUCAUGACUGGUGUUGCUUUUGAAAUUUGCACUUUUGAAAAUGCAUCUGAUUCAAUUCAAACCCACAGUUUGUUUGGUUUUUUGUUGUUGUUGCUGUAAGGGCUCUGGAGUGAAUGGCUGUGAAUAUCCACUGUGUAUUUCAAAGGAAGAAGCUGUGGCUGUCGGGUAGCUGUUGUAGCAUUCGUGGAUGGAGGGGUUUUUUUAUUGGUUUCCUAAUUCAGUUUCUUGUUUUCAAAAUUUGGUUGCCUUUUCAAAUUAUCUUUUUUUUUUUUUUCCUUUUUUUUGUUACAGCAGGUUAUGCAAAUACUUGAAAUUAAACCACACUUGCUUUCCAUGCCCUUGCAACGUGCUCUGUAAUUCAAGGGGCUUCUUGCAUGAGGGGAAGUGUGACUGAGUCUUAGCAGAGACUGGAAAAAAGAGGGUUGUUUUUUUUUGAGCAGGCAUUUCUUCAGACGUUUUCAGUGUUAAAUUGUUUGCAUAUCUGAAUGAAGAUAAAAAUUUUCACUCUUUUGGCCUUUUGUUCUUCAGCUGAGUUUAAGCAGCUUAUUAAUUUUGUCAUACAUCAUCUUCCCAGUUCUCUAGAUUUUUGUACCUUCACUAACAAAACUGUUACUUACGUGGUUCUCUGCAAUUAAUGUUUGGGUUCAUUUUGGGGUGUUUGACAAGAAUGCCAAACCUUCAGUGAGUUUCUCAUUUCCAGGAGGAUCUGGGGUUUAUCCAUUUAAGAAUUUAUAUCAGCUGGUCUGGCUGUCUUUGCCCAGGCAGAGCCCUCCCUGCCUUUGGAGGUUGUGCCUCUUUGGGGACAGCAGAUCUGUUCCAAAAAUGAGUCUCGUCUUACAUGUCAGGUGUUGCUCCUUAUCCUCUAUGGUCUUUUAUCUUUAAAGUGGUCUGAACAUUGAGCCUAAAGAAAAGCAAAGAUGACUUGUGAAUUCCUAGGUUAGAAGCUUUUUCAACACCCACUUGUCUACUCCUCCCUCCGCAAACUCCAUGAAAAGUGAAAGAUUUUCAACUGAUUUACUUUAAAAUGUUUUAUUUAAGCAGGUAGCACAAUCUACUAAUGUUAUUUGAUCUUCUGUGUUUGUUACAUUGGUUGUAAUUAAUUUUUUAAAUUAAAUUAAUUCAAGAAUUAGUAGUAAAUUUAUUAAGUUAACUAUUAACUACAUUCACUUUGUAAAUUAUUGUAUAAAACUUAUUGACAAUGCACUGACUUUAGAAAGAUGUUAAUGUACAUAAAUGCCUUGUAAAUAAAAUAGUGUUGAUGUACUGGAAUAUGAGCUGUAUUAAAACAAAGGUAUUGGUAAUUGUAUAUGGAGUGAACCUGUUUAUCUGUAACUAUAUUAUUCCAACAAAUUAAAUACUGUGGAUGCAGAUGAAGUGUCA
Corvus hawaiiensis (hawaiian crow) is the source of this 7184-nucleotide messenger RNA. It is a transcript of the gene USP32, whose product is annotated as ubiquitin specific peptidase 32. The record is from RefSeq and is a predicted model, not a curated record. Gene Ontology annotation, cellular component: Golgi apparatus. NCBI's taxonomy places the organism in Eukaryota, Metazoa, Chordata, Aves, Passeriformes, Corvidae. Gene Ontology annotation, biological process: protein deubiquitination. The coding region runs from base 63 to 4958 and encodes 1631 amino acids. The transcript is spliced from 34 exons. Gene Ontology annotation, molecular function: calcium ion binding; cysteine-type deubiquitinase activity.